AUGGCGACAUCAUCCCAUGUGUGGACCCAGGCCUAUGACUCGACUACUGUCAUCACCCUUGUCUUGGGUACCUGUCUGGUGUUGAUUAUGUGUUUUGGCUUGGCAUAUCUAUAUUCUGGUCUUGCAAGGAGGAAAUCGGCCCUUCAUAUGGUGUUUUCCGUUUUCUUCAUUUUACUGAUUUCCAUAUUUCAAUGGUAUUUUUGGGGGUAUUCUCUUGCAUUCUCUAGAACAGCAACUAAUAAAUUCAUUGGAAAUUUACACAAUUUCGGAUAUCAGAAUCUUGAAGACAAUUAUACAGCAGGGGCCAAUUCUAAUAUCCCGGAAAUGGCAUUUGCAAACUUUCAGGGGAUGUUUGCCUCAAUUACCGCAUGUAUCUACAUUGGCGCCAUUUGCGAACGUGGUCGAAUCUUACCUUUUAUUCCCUUUACCUUUUGUUGGCUAACGUUGGUUUACUGUCCAGUAACAUGUUGGAUUUGGAAUUCUAGUGGCUGGGCUUAUAAAUGGGGGGUUUUGGAUUACGCUGGUGGUGGACCAGUGGAAAUUCUUUCUGGCUUUUCGGGGUUUGUUAUUUCCUAUUUUUUAGGACCUCGUAAAGAACAUUUGAUGAUAAAUUUCAGGCCUCAUAACGUAUCCCUAAUCACUAUUGGAACCAUGCUGCUAUGGUUUGGUUGGCUAGGAUUCAAUGGUUUGACUUGUUUGACACCAAGCUUGAAGAGUGUUUACGCUAUAAUGAAUACUAACUUAUGUGCUGCAUUUGGCGGAUUCACUUGGUGCUUGCUCGACUUUUUGCGUACGAAUCGUUGGUCAACUGUUGGUCUUUGUUCGGGAAUAAUUUCAGGCUUGGUUGCUGCAACACCAACAUCGGGGGUUAUUCCCUUAUGGGCAUCUGUUGUUUUAGGAAUAGUGUCUGGAUUCAUUUGUAAUUGUGCAACCUAUAUUAAGGUCUGGUUGAAGGUUGACGAUGCAUUGGAUGUCUUGGCAGAACAUGGUAUUGCCGGAGUUAUUGGCUUGUUCUUUAAUGCAAUUUUCGCAGCAGAUUACGUGCUCGGUUAUGACGGUUACACCGAACACCCAGGCGGUUGGAUCAACCACCAUUGGUCCCAGAUGUAUAAACAGUUGGCCUAUAUCGGUGCAACUGCAGGAUACUCCAUGAUGGUUACUGCCCUCAUAUGUUUUGUCCUUGAUAAAGUGCCGUACUGUAAAUUAAGAGUCGAUGAGGAAGCAGAGGAAGCAGGUAUGGAUGAAGACCAGAUUGGCGAAUUUGCCUAUGAUUACGUUGAGGUUAGAAGGAACUUUUUCGAUGUAAAUGGGUUUGAAGAAUCUGGAAAUUCAGAGAAAGCUAUGCCACAUUCGUCAUCCUCUUCGUCAUCCACCUCUUCAACAGCUAACAACCAAAAUGUCUAA
Pichia kudriavzevii is the source of this 1404-nucleotide messenger RNA. RefSeq lists its product as uncharacterized. Gene Ontology annotation, cellular component: plasma membrane. The transcript has a single exon. Gene Ontology annotation, molecular function: ammonium channel activity. The coding region runs from base 1 to 1404 and encodes 467 amino acids. The record is from RefSeq and is a predicted model, not a curated record. Lineage: Eukaryota; Fungi; Ascomycota; Pichiomycetes; Pichiales; Pichiaceae. Gene Ontology annotation, biological process: ammonium transmembrane transport.